Messenger RNA from Poeciliopsis prolifica (blackstripe livebearer), 1285 nucleotides. RefSeq lists its product as uncharacterized. Bases 100 to 549 code for a protein of 149 amino acids. The record is from RefSeq and is a predicted model, not a curated record. NCBI's taxonomy places the organism in Eukaryota, Metazoa, Chordata, Actinopteri, Cyprinodontiformes, Poeciliidae. The transcript has 2 exons.
GGAGGCAACAAUAGUCUUUGUUCAAGGUCUUCCACCAUUCUUAUUAGGGCUACCAAGAGGAGGGAGGUGCGAGGAGAAGGGUGUUUCUCCAUAGUAACAAUGACAAAACAAGCCAGUUUAGAGGGAGACACUCCAACUCCAGCAGGAGAGCUGAAGAAGAAGGAGCAGGUCUCACUCUGCUGCGGAAAGUUUAGCAGAAGUUACCCAGGCAUGGAGCGGGACAGCCACAGCGAGGACACGCUGUCCACCAUGGUCCUGGAGAACGUCAAGAACAAACUGAUCCACGCCUUCAGGGCGACCGCCGAGUCCAGAGCGGGUCAGAGGGAGGCCGGCGGCGGCGGCGGCAUCGGGAGGAGCCAGCAGGCCAACGAGGAGCUGCGGCGGGCGCAGAUAGAUGGAGCUCUGACCUGGCUCCGAUCCGAACUGCUGGAGAUGCGCUCGCAGGACGUGCAGCUGGCUCAGACGCUGCUGGGGCUCAACACAGAGAUCCAAAGACUGAGGAGGGAGAGCUUUGGGGGGCUGGAGGUGCAAGGAGACGAUCAGCAGUGAGACUGCUCCUGAUCUGGGAAGGACUUAGAGCUGACCAAGGGAAUCCGUGCAGCCAGAAGUAAAGAAUCCGACACAACAGAGGGACACUGAAUGCAUCGUUUGAACAGAGCUGCUGCAUGGACAGUAAUGCAGGCAGACAGAAUAACUGAGGCUGCGUUCACACUGCAGCCUGAAGCGACCCAAUUCCCAUUUUUUGUCAAGUCGGAUUUUUUAUUAAUUUUUUUUGCCGUAAAAUAAAUGCGACCUGUUUGUGUUCUGCAGUCUGAACGGGAAAACGACCUGAAAGUGUAGUAGAGGGCGCAACAGCCGCGUUGUCAGUGUUCUGCCAGCCGCCAUCAAAAAGUUAACAUGGAUGCUAACGGUGGAGCAAAGCUUACACAUUUGAAGUUAUUGUCCAGCCAGUAGCAUAUUAACAACCUAAUCCUCAUUAUCCUCCAUCAUGGUUGUUUUUCUUCCCGUUUGCUCGUGUCAGGAUCAGAAUUCAGUCCAGAUGAACGCCACCUGGACGUCAGGUCACAUUUGAAUCGGAUGCGUAUCGGAUACCCAUGGUGGUCGCAAUUGAAAGCAUCCGACCGUUCAGACUGUCACGAAAAGAUCAGACACAGGUCACAUCGAGGCAAAAAUAAAGAAUUGGUUCACUUCAGGCUGCAGUGUGAACGCAGCCCAAAAGACGCUUUGGUUCCUCUGAUUCUGAACAGUAAAAUGAUAACGCAUGUGAAGUUGAGGAACAAUAAAU